This is a messenger RNA of Capsaspora owczarzaki ATCC 30864, 1131 nucleotides long. RefSeq names its product mps one binder kinase activator-like 1. The record is from RefSeq and is a predicted model, not a curated record. Gene Ontology annotation, cellular component: nucleus; cytoplasm. Gene Ontology annotation, molecular function: protein kinase activator activity. Gene Ontology annotation, biological process: positive regulation of protein phosphorylation; signal transduction. Bases 33 to 677 code for a protein of 214 amino acids. Lineage: Eukaryota; Filasterea; Ministeriida; Capsasporidae. The transcript is spliced from 5 exons.
UAUUUUUUUAUUAUUAUUAUUAUAAUAAAAAAAUGUCGUGGAUUUUCACCAAGGGUUCAAAAACCUUCAAGCCAAAGCGAAACAUCCCAGAAGGCACCAAGCAAUACCAGCUGAAAAAGUAUGCAGAGGCAACUCUUGGCUCGGGCAACCUGCGGCUGGCAGUGACGCUUCCUGAGGGCGAGGAUCUGAACGAGUGGGUCGCUGUCAAUACUGUCGACUUUUUCAACCAAAUCAACAUGCUCUAUGGCACAAUCACCGAGUUUUGCACCGCUGAGGAAUGCCCCGUCAUGUCCGCAGGGCCAAAAUACGAGUACCAUUGGGCAGAUGGCCAGAAUGUCAAGAAGCCCAUCAAGUGCAGCGCACCUGAAUACAUUGACUUUUUGAUGACCUGGGUUCAAGGACAACUGGACGACGAGACUAUUUUCCCGUCCAAAAUUGGUGUGCCAUUCCCAAAGUCCUUCCAGGCAACGGCCAAGAACAUUCUCAAGCGCCUCUUCCGAGUGUACGCUCACAUCUACCACUCGCACUUUAACAAGAUCGUGUCCCUCGGCGAGGAGGCACAUCUCAACACCUCGUUCAAGCACUUUAUCUUCUUUGUGCAAGAGUUCAACCUGAUUGAAAAGAAGGAGCUGGCUCCCCUCGCCGAGCUCAUCUCUCAGCUCACCAACAAGGAGUAACAGCGAACGCCAUCACAAUGAAAAAGCACCAAAAAUAUUCCGAACAUCCCAACCCUUUUUCGGGGGGUGGGGUGUUCCUCGCUCGUUACUUCUCGUGUAUUAUUUUGUCAGUUACCCUUUUUUUUUUUUCCCGCUUUGUCCAUCCUCCUCUUCUUCGUCUUAGCCGUCCAUUUUCUUUACCUUGUUUCCGCUCUUUUCGCUCUUUCGGACAAAUACGGUCGCUCGUUUCUUUUAUUGUACUUCUUGACUUUGUGUUCUUACACUGCUGGAUUGUCAUCCUGUUCCAUUUGAUUUUAUGGAAUUGCCACGGCUGUACUUGUUCCUUGUUGGAUGUGUUACUGCUGCUGCUGUUUGUUGUCCUGGAGCGAAUUUUUUUUGUUUUCUUCCUUGUUUGUUUUGUUUGCUUGUUUUUACCUCAAAAAAUUGCUUAAUCGUCAUAACUGCUCGAUAUUGG